This is a messenger RNA of Microcebus murinus (gray mouse lemur), 2410 nucleotides long. The record is from RefSeq and is a predicted model, not a curated record. Lineage: Eukaryota; Metazoa; Chordata; Mammalia; Primates; Cheirogaleidae.
UGGGGGGUGGUAGCUGACUCAACUCUGCUCCCCCCUAAGCCCUAACAAAUGUCAUCAAGGGAUGGGGGCAGUUUUCCCUUUGGUGCCCUGGGCUGCCGCCCUGCCCUUUUGUGACGACUUGCCCUUCUUUCUCUCCUCAGCUGAUCUUGCCUUUUCUCCAGGACCUGACCUGCUUUUUGCCUGCCAGCUCUUGUCUCUCCCACCCCCUAAGUCUCCCUCAGUCUGUGUUGGGUUGAAGGUGGGGACAAGGGCCACGGGUACUGGUGGUGUUAUAAAACCAGUAGCCUCUCCUGAUUUGGGGAGUUCAGAAAUAGGGGGUCUCAGAGGGUUGGGAAGAAACUUCUAGGAAAGCCUUUGUGGGGUGGGGAUGAGGGUGGUGGGAUUUGACCCCACAGAACUGACCAGGCUGGAGCCAAGGAGGAGGCUUGUGGGAGGGGGCAGGGAUGGGAGGACUCUGUCUGGCCCAGCCCCUCCUCUCCUUCCCAGCCUGCUCCUGCCACCCACCAGUCUGAGCUGCUGCUGCUGAGGCUGGUCUGCCUGAAGUUUCCCAGGGCAGAAGGGAAACCAGGUGGGAAUGGAGGGAGGGAAAGGCAGGUGGGAAGAGAGCGUUGAUGGGGAAAGAGUUGGGGUCACUCAGAGCCCCAGGGUGGGUGGGAGUUGGAGGCCUUGUUGGAGUGAGGGAUGUGCAUCUAGGUGUAUGUGAUGGUGUGGGUGUGUGAAAGCAGUAGGGAUUUGUUUAAGGUGUGGCAUUUGUGGAAUUUGGUCCAGAUGCUUGAGUUUGCAUGUAAGGUGUGAGGGUAUACAAUAUUUGGGGGUUUGAAGGUAUGAAGAUUAAGUUAUAAGAGGGCAUGUUAAAGAUAGGAAGGUCCUGAGGGGAGGGCUGACCAUGUGUCUGUCCCUCCAGGUUAUGCAGAGAGGAUUAGGAGUGGAUAGGUAAGAGGGGUGGUGGAGGGCAUGUUUUGGGUGUGAGCUUGUACGAUGCUGAAUGGAUCAUGAUAAGCUACAGGAUAUGAUGGUCUUAGUUAAAUGUACACAAAGGUGUAGACAAUCCUGGUGGCUAGUGUGUGAAGGUGAUUGUCCUGACCCCCUUAGAGGGUACCAGCAGACGGCUCUUGGAGGGGCUGGGGCUGGAGAAGUUAACAAGGAGAGGGGAAGGGCAGCCAUUAACCUCUUCUUGCCUGCAGCCCACAGAGUCCAGAGUAAAUGAGAAUCAUGGGGUCCCAGGCUGAGCUGUGCCCUCUCUUAGGCGGACUCUCAUUCCUCCUGCUCCUGAUGUCAGGCCAAGGGGCCAAGGGUGGAUCUCUCAAAGAGAGUCAGGGGGUCUGUUCCAAGCAGACACUGGUGGUCCCGCUCCGCUACAACGAGUCCUACAGCCAACCGGUGUACAAGCCCUACCUGACCCUGUGUGCUGGAAGGCGCAUCUGCAGCACCUACAGGACCACUUACCGUGUGGCGUGGCGGGAGGUGAGGCGGGAGGUGCAGCAGACCCAUGCCGUGUGCUGCCAGGGCUGGAAGAAGCGGCACCCGGGGGCGCUCACCUGUGAAGCCAUCUGCACCAAGCCUUGCCUGAACGGAGGCGUCUGCGUUCGGCCCGACUGGUGUGAGUGCGCCCCCGGCUGGGGAGGGAAGCACUGUCACGUGGACGUGGAUGAAUGUAGGGCUGGCGUCGCCCUCUGCUCACAUCGUUGUCUCAACACGGCGGGCAGCUUCACCUGCAGCUGCCCCCACGGCCUGUUGCUGGGCCCAGACGGGCGCACCUGCACAGCGGGGUCCCCGGAGACGCCAACCGGCGCCAGCAUCCUCAGCGUGGCCGUUCGGGAGGCGGAACUUGACGAGCGCGCACUGAGGCGGGAGAUUCGCGAGCUGCGAGGGCGCCUGGAGCGGCUGGAGCGGUGGGUCGGUCAGGCCGGGGCCUGGGUCAGGGCGGUGCUGCCCAUGCCGCCCGAAGAGCUGCAGCCCGAACAGGUGGCUGAGCUGUGGGGCAGGGGCGACAGGAUCGAAUCUCUCAGCGAUCAGGUGCUGCUGCUGGAGGAGAGGCUGGGCACCUGCUCCUGCGAGGACAACAGCCUGGGCCCUGGCCUCCAUCACUGAUGAGACUUGCAGUGCUCCUGCCCCCUAAUUUAUACAGAAACUGGAUUCACUAAUCCUCUGGGAUUGGCCAACUGGGAGCUGCAGAUAAGGCUAUCAGCCACGAGGAGCAAUGAGCAAUGGAAACUUCGGAGAGCUGGAGAAAAGGGAAGGCGGGUGGUCUUGACCUACCCCUGAGCUCUCUGGCUGGGGGCAGGUUGCCUGGGCAAGGACUGCUUCUUCAACUCCUUAACAAAUGUAAUCAGCAAGCACCCAGAUCUCUCUCUUUAUUUUCAGUUUCUUGCUUUUAUCCAGGUAAUUAAUAAAAACCAAUCACACAAAA